AUGUUGUUGUUGAAACCUUCAAAUACUGAUUGUCCUUCAACUUCAAGCUUGAUGGAGUCAUUUGUACCACUAGGCGGGUACUUUUCCACACCGCCCAACCUGGCGGCUCCACUGGGAAGCACAUACGGACCUUUUUCUCGCUGCAAACUGUGCAGUGAUAAAUGUGAGCAAGAAGUUGCUGCUGUUCUGACGGUGGGACGUGCCAAUUCACAGUCAGAUCAGCACCAAGCAAGCUUGCCUGCGUGGCUGCAGUCCACUGAAGGCGACACAAACAAUGGGCUGGAUUUGGCUAAGGCCAAAGAUGAUAAAACAGAAUUACAUGCUAAAGUUGCAGUGCUGCAAAAGAAAUGGAACGAUAUCUGCCAAUGUCUCCACCACAACAGCUCACCCGUGGAAAGAGAUGUUACUCAAGUAGGAUCACAAGCAUUUCCUUGCAUUAUGGGUUUUCCAGUUGCGCCAGAGCGGAAAGAAAGAGUUGAUAAUCAUGCUAACACUGUGAUAGAUGCAUCACCAAUUGAAAGUGUAUGUGAUAGUGCACUGGCGAAGUUGCAGCCUAAGACAUCAGCACAGGGUGUAACCUUGUCAAUUCCCGUUGAUUCUAGAGAUAAAAGCGAGAGUUCUCCAGACACACUGCACCAAAAACCUUCAAAGUAUGAGGCGAAUCCUGCUUACUCUCUAUCUGUUGUACUUGAUGGUCACGGGUCUCCUUGCUCCGCUGCAUCGGUUACAACAGAUUUAGGUCUCGGAACACUCUACUCGUUUGUCCAGGACCCAAACCAUCCCACUAUUCAAGAUAAUGAAGAAGUUGAUGAGGUCAAAGAAAAACCUCUCAGGCCCCAGCAGCUUCAAUUUUCUUCCUGCACUGGGCCUAAUUCAGUUGUGCAGUUUGAUUCGACAGAUUUCAAGCUAUUCUGGAAAUCUCUUAAAGAAAAGGUUGGCCGACAAGAUGAAGCAGUAUAUGCGGUGAGCCGUACUGUAGCUCUCUGCAGAUCAGGAAAGGAACGGCGCCUCAGGGCAAGCGUGAAAGGUGAUAUAUGGUUGAGUUUCCACGGGUCUGACAUGGUUACCAAAAAGAAACUUGCUAUUGCCCUUGCAGAGAUGCUAUUCGGCAGCAGAGAAAGUGUAAUAUGUGUGGAUUUAGCUUGUCCUGACGGGAUCUCUCCACCGAAUUCAAUCUUUCGUUCCAAAAAGAUGAAUGGUUUCGACACAAGUUUCAGAGGGAGUUUUAUAGUUGACUACAUCUAUUCAGAGAUAAGGAAGAAUCCACUGUCAGUAGUUUUUCUCGAAAAUGUCGAUAAGGCCGAUACCGGGAUGCAUAAUUGCCUAGUCCAUGCUAUCCAGACAGGCAAAUUUAUUGACUCUCGUGGACGAGAGAUUAGUAUCAACAAUUCUGUCUUCGCAGUUACGUCAAGCGACUUCAAGAGUAAUGAAACGUUCAGUUUCAGGAAAGAAACAUCAAAAUUCUCCGAGGAAAAGAUGCUAGCAUCCCAAAGCUGGCAAAUGCAGAUACUGAUCAGAAAUGACCCUGAGUACUGCACCACCGCGUUACGUAAUAAUUCUAAUGUAUUCAUGUCUUCGAGAAACGCCAGCGCUACUCCAGCAUUUUUGAACAAGAGGAAGCUGAUUGAAACCAUGGAAACAGCUAAACGAAUUCAGAAAACGUCCAAUAAGUGUCUGGACUUGAACUUACCCGUCGAAGUGACUUCAGAAGAUUCUACUUUGGCUUCUCUGGAUAAUUUAACUAACCUAGUGGAUGAAUGUGUGGUGUUUGAGCCGUUCGACUUGGAUUCCCUUGCCAGUGACAUACUGAAAAAAAUGGACGAACGGUAUAAGAACACAAUUGGGAAUGAGGGUUUCUUGGAAGUUGAUUCACAAGCAAUGGAGCAAAUACUGGCAGCUGCAUGGUUUUGCGACAGCAGAAACGCAUUGGACAAUUGGGUUGAGCAUGUUCUUGGCAAUACCUUUGCGGAAGCUCGAGAAAGAUAUAGUGUUGGAGCUGGUACAGUUUUGAAACUUGUUAGUUGUGAAGGGCUUCCAAUGCAGGAUCAAGCAUCGGAAGUUUACCUUCCUGCAAAAAUCAUUCUACAGUGA
This is a messenger RNA of Papaver somniferum (opium poppy), 2091 nucleotides long. RefSeq names its product protein DWARF 53-LIKE-like. Gene Ontology annotation, molecular function: ATP binding; ATP hydrolysis activity. Bases 1 to 2091 code for a protein of 696 amino acids. The transcript is spliced from 3 exons. Lineage: Eukaryota; Viridiplantae; Streptophyta; Magnoliopsida; Ranunculales; Papaveraceae. The record is from RefSeq and is a predicted model, not a curated record.